AUGGAGAAGAAAAGUGGCGAGGAGGAAUUGAAGCAUUUGGGUUUCGUGAAGGUGGCGGCGAUCAACGCCGUCGUGUGCAUCUCGCACUUGUACGAUUACGCGAAGCAGAAUUCCGGAUCCUUCAAGUCAACCUUGGAAACUGUGGAGAACGCCGUCACGACGGUGGUGCGUCCCGUUUACGGGAGGUUUAAAGGCGUUCCUGACGAUGCUCUAGUUUUUCUCGACAUGAAGGUUGAUGAAUUAUCCAAUCAAUUCGAUAAAUGUGCUCCUCCAGUGGCCAAGUCUCUUGCGAGUAAAGUGCAGCAGUUAGUCAAGCAAGCUUCAGAGGUUGCCGCAUACUUGGCUCGGGAAGUAAUAGUCAGUGGCCCCUGUGCGACCUUUUCUAGUGCCGCAUCUUUGUCCAAGAACUUUUUUGUGAGCAAAUUAGCCUUUUUAUGGUACGAAAUCAAUCGCUUCCCACCGGUGCACUUGGUGGGAAAUAUGGCCUUGCCAACUGUUGCUUACUUUUCCGAGAGAUACAACAACUUCACAUCCAAGAUGGAUGCCAGGGGGUAUCAUGUCUUUGGAUAUUUCCCAUUAGUUCCUAUAGAUGAUUUUAUUAAGGCAUACAAGCAAGUUGAAGCUGCUGCUGUUGUAAAGAAAGAUGAUUAA
Oldenlandia corymbosa var. corymbosa is the source of this 651-nucleotide messenger RNA. NCBI's taxonomy places the organism in Eukaryota, Viridiplantae, Streptophyta, Magnoliopsida, Gentianales, Rubiaceae. The record is from the annotation of a GenBank genome assembly.